Molecule: messenger RNA, 1537 nt
Organism: Tympanuchus pallidicinctus (lesser prairie-chicken)
Lineage: Eukaryota; Metazoa; Chordata; Aves; Galliformes; Phasianidae
Product: alcohol dehydrogenase 1-like
Exons: 9
Coding region: 204-1334 (376 amino acids)
Biological process (GO): retinol metabolic process; retinoic acid metabolic process
Cellular component (GO): cytosol
Molecular function (GO): all-trans-retinol dehydrogenase (NAD+) activity; zinc ion binding
Source: RefSeq, a predicted model, not a curated record
GCAGGGAACCACCUCUCCCACUCUCUUCUGAGCUUCCUCUGGCCCUCUGCCAGGACUCCCAGCACACCCCUGCCGUACCUUCACCUGCAGCCAGCGGUGCCCAGCCGCACGCAGGGAUUUCACACAACACACGGGUCCAGACGGGCAGACGGCACCAAGCCUCCAUCCUCUGCCACUGCUGCAGACAGCUCCUCUCAGACCACAUGGCCACUACUGGAAAAGUUAUCCGAUGCAGAGCUGCAGUUGCCUGGGCAGCGGGCAAAUCGCUCUCUGUUGAGGAGAUAGAGGUUGCACCUCCAAAGGCACACGAAGUGCGAGUCAAGAUCGCGGCCACGGGGAUCUGUCACACAGAUGAACAUGUUCUACAAGGGAACUUUCUUGGUGUAGAAUUCCCAGUCAUCCUCGGCCAUGAAGGAGCUGGGAUUGUGGAGAGCAUUGGAGAAGGAGUGACCUCUGUGAAACCAGGAGACAAAGUCAUCCUCCUUCCACUUCCUCAGUGUGGAGAAUGCAGCUUCUGCUUGAAUCCUGACUCCAACUACUGCAUGAAAUCACACCUCACUGAACCACAAAACCUGCUGCCUGACAAGACCAGCAGAUUCACUUGCAAAGGGAAACAGAUCCAUCAUUUCUUCUGGAACAGCACCUUUGCAGAAUACACUGUUGUGCCCGACUACACCCUGGCCAAGAUAGAUGCUGCUGCACCUCUGGACAAAGUCUGUGUCUUUGCCUGUGGUUUUCCCACUGGCUAUGGGGCUGCCAUCAACGUUGCCAAGGUAAAACCAGGCUCCACCUGUGCUGUCUUUGGCCUCGGCGGAGUCGGCCUCUCUGUUGUCAUGGGCUGCAAGGCAGCUGGAGCGUCCCGCAUCAUUGCCAUCGAUAUCAACGAGGACAAGUUUGCCAGGGCCAAAGAGAUGGGAGCCACCGAGUGCAUCAACCCUAAAGACUUCAAGAAGCCUAUCCAGCAGGUGCUCACCGAGAUGACCGGUCACGGCGUGGACUGCUCCUUUGAGGCUGCUGGAACUGCAGAUACCCUGAUUGCUGCCCUGGCCUCUUGCAAUAUGAACACUGGAGUCUGUGUCUUGAUUGGAAUACCACCUGCUGGUUCAACAAUUCCCAUUGAUCCAUUCCUUCUACUAAGUGGGCGCACCUGUAAAGGGACUGUGGCUGGAGGCUGGAAAAUGAGAGACUCUAUCCCCAAAUUAGUUGCCAGCUAUUUGGAGAAGAAAUUUAACUCCGACUUGCUGAUCACACACACGCUGCCAUUUGCUAAAAUCAACGAGGGAUUUGAAUUGCUACGUGCAGGCAAAAGCAUUCGCAGCGUGCUGCUCUUCUGAAGGAUGUGAUCAGGACAGCACGAGUGCAGCACACAGCCCAGCAGAUGCCCUCCUGUGCGGGCCCUUCCCUCCCACAUCGCCCUUCGUGGACUGUAAAGACAGAAGCACAAGGAACCUGUCAGCUGUGCUGCUGCUGCCAGCGCUCCUGAGCCCAUCCUCUCCUGAGAAAGCAGUUAUAUAAAUAAAGGCUCUCUUACAAACUC